Molecule: messenger RNA, 1839 nt
Organism: Annulohypoxylon truncatum
Lineage: Eukaryota; Fungi; Ascomycota; Sordariomycetes; Xylariales; Hypoxylaceae
Product: kinesin-domain-containing protein
Exons: 2
Coding region: 1-1839 (612 amino acids)
Biological process (GO): mitotic spindle organization; microtubule-based movement
Molecular function (GO): microtubule motor activity; ATP binding; microtubule binding
Source: RefSeq, a predicted model, not a curated record
AUGUUAGACUCACGCCUGAUGCCUGGUCUAGAUACAAUGAGGGCCUCUCCCUCCUCUGCUUCGACGCCUUCGCUGCGAGCUAGAGAUGGCACGUUGCCGCCGCACAUGAGGAUGGACGCCGGAGGAAACGUUAGAGUUGUCGUGAGAGUGAGGGCAUUUUUGCCUCGAGAAAUCGAAAGGGGUGCCGAGUGCUUGAUAAGCAUGGACCCGAUCACUCAGCAGACGAUCCUCCACGUACCAAACGACCACGACCCCGCUAACUCAAGAGCGAAGUCCCGCAAAGUAAUUGAAGAGAAAGACUUCACAUUCGACAAUUCAUUCUGGAGUCAUGAUUUACGAGAUGAACAUUAUGCCCAUCAGGAAGAUGUAUACAACAGCCUGGGCGAGGAAUUCCUCGACCACAAUUUCGAGGGGUAUCACACAUGUAUCUUCGCUUACGGCCAGACCGGCUCUGGAAAAUCGUAUACCAUGAUGGGGACGCCCGACCAGCCAGGCCUCAUCCCGAGGACCUGCGAGGAUUUGUUCCAGCGCAUCGAGGCCGCCCAGAACGAGACGCCGAACAUCUCGUACCAUGUGCGCGCCUCCUACUUCGAAGUCUACAACGAGCACGUGCGCGACCUACUCGUGCCCGUGGUGCCCAACCAAGCGCCGUACUACCUCAAGAUCCGCGAGUCGCCGACGGAGGGCCCGUACGUGAAGGACCUGACGGAAGUGCCGGUGCGCAACCUCGGCGAGAUCCUGCGGUACAUGAAGGCGGGGGACGCGAGCCGUACGACGGCGAGCACGAAGAUGAACGACACGAGCAGCCGCAGCCACGCGGUGUUCACGAUCAUGCUGAAGCAGAUCCACCACGACAUGGAGACGGACGAGACGACGGAGCGCAGCUCGCGCAUCCGGCUCGUCGACCUCGCGGGCAGCGAGCGCGCCAAGUCGACCGAGGCCACCGGCGCGCGGCUCCGCGAGGGCAGCAAUAUCAAUAAGUCGCUGACGACGCUCGGGCGGGUGAUAGCAGCGCUCGCGGACCCGAAGGCGUCGUCGCAUCCGGGAAGCGGGAAAUCGCACCACCAUCACCGUAGUCGUGAUAUAGUGCCGUACCGGGACUCGAUCCUGACGUGGUUACUCAAAGAUUCGCUGGGCGGGAACAGCAAGACGGCGAUGAUAGCGUGCAUCUCGCCUAGCGACUACGAGGAGACGCUGUCGACGCUGCGGUACGCGGACCAGGCGAAGCGGAUCCGGACGCGGGCGGUGGUGAACCAGGACCAGAUCAGCUCGGCGGAGCGGGACAAGCAGAUCAGCGCGAUGGCGGAGGAGAUUCGGCGGCUGCAGCUGUCGGUGAGCGAGACGCGGCACCGCGAGAAGGAGGACGCGCGGCAGAGCGAGGAGAGGCUCGAGGAGUACCAGAACCGCGUCGCGGCCAUGCAGCGCAUGAUGGAGGAGCGCAGCCUCGUGGCCGAGGGCAAGAUUCGCAGCUUGCAGACGGAGAAUGAGGCGCUGAGGUUGCACUUAAAGCUUGCGCUUGAUAGCUUGAAGAACCCGAUUCCGGAGGUUGUUGUGCGUGAGGAUGAGGUGGAGAGGGAGGUUGAGGGUGAGGGUGGUGUGAAGGAGGGGAAGAGUGGUGGUGGGAGACGCAGGAGCAGUGGGUUGGUGGAUGAGGCGUAUUAUGAUCAGGAUGAUGGGUACGAGUCUGAUGUGUACGAGGAGAAGGCGAAUGAUGUGCAGGAUUACAUGCACGAUCUCCUGGAGGACUUGGCCCUGUUCCGCAGGAAGAUUGGCGAUGAUAAGGGGAGAUGGUUGGACGACGGUACGCGCAACCCGUUGGGAGUUCGAGUGAAUAUUUGA